This is a messenger RNA of Dictyostelium discoideum AX4, 1110 nucleotides long. RefSeq names its product cAMP receptor-like protein (gene crlA). Gene Ontology annotation, cellular component: membrane. The coding region runs from base 1 to 1110 and encodes 369 amino acids. The transcript is spliced from 3 exons. Gene Ontology annotation, biological process: signal transduction; G protein-coupled purinergic nucleotide receptor signaling pathway; cell surface receptor signaling pathway. Gene Ontology annotation, molecular function: transmembrane signaling receptor activity. The record is from RefSeq and is a predicted model, not a curated record. Lineage: Eukaryota; Evosea; Eumycetozoa; Dictyosteliales; Dictyosteliaceae.
AUGAUACAAAUAUUAUUAUCAACAUUUAUUAGUUUUAUAAUUAUUAUUGUUUCAAGUAAUGAUAUAAGGAGUGGAGAAAAUGAUAAUUUUAAUAAUAAUAAAAUGAUAAAUAAUUUUUUAACAACAAUAACAACAAAUGAUACAAUAAUAAUAAAAGAAACAGAAUCACCAAAUGAUUAUGAUUUUUCAAAGGAACAAAUUGAAUCAUUGGAUAAGAUUGUAUAUUUUUCAUCAACUAUGGGUAUAGUAGGAGCAUUAUUUAUAAUUGUAUCAUUUUUUUUAUUUAAAGCAGCUAGAACAUUUGCAACGAAAAUGAUAUUCUUUCUAAGUUUAUCAGAUUUAUUUGCAGCGAUAUUCUAUUUACCAUAUUAUCGUGAUAGUGAUAUAAUGUGUAAUCUUCAAGGUAUGGGUUUAGUAUUCUUUUUAUCAUCUUCUUACCUUUGGACAAUGUGUAUCUCAAUUAGUUUAUUCAUGGUUUUCUUUACAACUAUAUUCGAAUUAAAUCAUUGGUUCAAAUAUUUUCAUUUCAUUUGUUGGGGUAUACCUUUAUUCACUGCUAUAAUAUCUUUAAUUUUCCAUGCAUAUGGUAAAACUGGUUCUUGGUGUUUUAUAUCAGACCCAACUAGUAUUUUUAGAUUAUUAUAUUAUUUACCAUUAAUUGUAGUAUUUUUUAUAAAUUUAGUAGUAUUUAUUGCGAUUAGAUGGAAAAUAUCACAGCAUUCAAAUUCUUUGGUAUCAAGAGUUAAUAUAAUUGUAUCAUUUUAUUUAAUUGCUUUCUCAUUAUCUCAAUUACCAACUAUUAUUAAUAGUAUUCAAAAUUUUUCUGAUCCUGAUAAUCCUCAAUUCUCAUUAUUUGCAUUUCAAUUAUUAUUACAACCGCUUCAAGGAUUUUUAAAUUGUGUAGUUUAUGGAAUUAAUGAAGGAUUUAUUAAUCAUUAUGUUGAAUUUUUUGAAAAAUACAUUUUUAGAUGUAGAUGUAGAAAGAGUAGGGAAUUAAAAGAAAUUGAAUCUGAUAAAACAAGUUUAUUGGUAGAUUAUGAAAAUAGUGAUGAUGAAGAAGGUUUUGAUGGAAUGGAUAAAUUAAUUAUUGAUGAUUAUAAUAGAGUUUAA